AUGCCUUCCCGCCAAGACCAGCGCGGAGGUUUGGCUUUCAAAACUAGCUCCUUCAGCCCCCUUUGUCCAUUCAUUUCGCAACAUGCGGAAGGGCCAACACAAGAAGAAUGUCACGGACGGAGAGUGCAACAACCUGGUCCAGCACCUCUUGACCGGUGCACUUCGAGCGGCAAGCUACCCAAGGGCGUUGCCGAAGACAUGGGCAAGCUGUUCGACUGCACCCCGACGACUGUGCGGCGCAUCUGGCGGCGUGCAUCUGUAGACCUGUCUGGGAGCAAGACAAUCUGUGCCAGCGUCCACCAGCGGAAGAAGGGCCAAAGCGGGCGUAAACGAAUGUACACCGACAUACCCGAGCGGAUUCAAGCCGCAGUCGCGGCGCAAUUGCUUCCGCUCUAUUGCCUACGCGCUCAACAUCCCCAAGUCAACCCUCCAUGUCUACUUCAAGCAUGGCGUCAUUGCGAAAAUUGGGCCAUCAAGCACGUGACGGAUAUCGACGGCGCGAAGUAUUUUGACCUCAUGUACCACACUGUUCAUGUUGACGAAAAAUGGUUUUUCAUGACGCGGCUCCAGAAGAAGAUUUACGGCGCGCCUGGUGAGAAGAUCAAGCAACGAUCGUGUAAGUCGAAGCGUCACCUGCUCAAGGUCAUGUUCCUGUCAGCGGUCGCUCGCCCACGCUGGGACCAAGCGAAAGGUGAAUGGUUCGAUGGCAAGAUCGGCACGUGGCACUUCACCGAGAUCGUGCCGGCGCAACGGCGCAGCUGUCGCCGUGAUGCAGGAACGCCUGUCAUGAAGACUGUCAACGUCACUCGCGACACCUACAAGGCCAUGAUUAUCGACAACGUCAUCCCUGCAAUCCGAUCCAAGUGGCCAAGUGGUGAGACCAAGCGCGUCAAGAUUCAACAGGACAACGCGCGUCCACACGUGGUUUUUCAACCCCCAAACUCACCGGAUUUGAACGUCCUGGACCUUGGCUUCUUCCGUGCCAUUCAGACGCUCCAAGUUGAGAAGAAUUCCAGCAGCCUUGAAGAGAUUGUGGCAGCGACGGACGCGGCCUGGGCGGCGGUCAGCACGACAACCCUCACCAAGAACUUUCUCACCUUGCAGAGAUGCCUCCAGGAGAUUAUUCUCGACACCGAGGCAUUGACCAUAUACAACGGCACCGAGGUUCAUGACGACAUUGUCGCUGCGCUUGGCUUGGUUCAAUUGUCUGAAUAG
This is a messenger RNA of Aphanomyces astaci, 1215 nucleotides long. RefSeq lists its product as hypothetical. Gene Ontology annotation, molecular function: nucleic acid binding. The record is from RefSeq and is a predicted model, not a curated record. The transcript has 4 exons. NCBI's taxonomy places the organism in Eukaryota, Oomycota, Saprolegniomycetes, Saprolegniales, Verrucalvaceae. The coding region runs from base 1 to 1215 and encodes 404 amino acids.